Cyclospora cayetanensis is the source of this 3735-nucleotide messenger RNA. RefSeq lists its product as uncharacterized. The record is from RefSeq and is a predicted model, not a curated record. The transcript has 8 exons. Gene Ontology annotation, molecular function: DNA-binding transcription factor activity. NCBI's taxonomy places the organism in Eukaryota, Apicomplexa, Conoidasida, Eucoccidiorida, Eimeriidae. The coding region runs from base 1 to 3735 and encodes 1244 amino acids. Gene Ontology annotation, biological process: regulation of DNA-templated transcription.
AUGGCCUGCGUCACAGCUGCCAGCCCUUCUUAUGAAGGAGCACAUUUCUUUCGGCGAUCGUCUCCUUUUGGAGCGAUUUCUGCCAGCGUUGAGGCAGAUGUAGCAUCUAGUGACUCUAAGCACUGUCUCACCGAGCAUAUACCUGAGCAGAACAACAAGAGUCUAUCAUCUCGCAUGGGCUGCUACCUGCCCCUCAAUCCGUUUAGUAGCCCUGUAAAGUCGCCUGCAGGGUGCACCGUUUCCAAUGCCCCCACGCCUAUCAGGCCGUCAAGAGACGACCUUUCACCGUCAAAGGGAAGUCCCUGGCUUGGACACCCUUCGCUGCUUUCAGGCGAGAGCGCUGGGCAUAUCGAGAAGUACAUUGCAAAGCACGACUCCACUGAUGGUGCUGAAAGGCCACCCUGUAUGGCCCUACCCGAAGACAGGUAUUCCCCACAAAAAAGACUUCUACUUCCCUUAGAUGAGUCUUCCAUUGAAGGAGGCAACAGCGAGACAUCUCCUACUCCUGGGAGAGUUCAAGGUUCCAUAGACACGCCUAACGAUUUGCUACAAAAUAGCGCGGAAGAAGAUUCGGAUGUGCUUGUCGAUAAAGAGUCAUGUUACCCCUUUGGAUCAAAUAGCUGUGUUGCUCGGCACCGGGCCACACAACAAUACGCUCAAUCUGCUCCGGACACCAGCAUGUGCUCAUCACUUUGGGAGAUGAAUGCCAAGACAGCACCGCGCUUGUCAUAUCCGUGGAAUGCCACAUGUGGAGAGGUGUUUUGCGGUGAAAUGCAAAUACAGUUAAAUGCUUCAGAAUCAUUGCGAGAGGAGGAACUCCUCAGCCCUUUAAGAAAGUCGCCCCCUACUCAUGAAAAUCCUAGAAGCGUCGACACGAUUAAUAAAUGGAAAGAGCAGGUAGGAGCUGUCCAAGAUAGAAGCAGAUUGCGAAGUGUGGAGUGCCUCGACAACGCUGAUGACGGCAGGUUGUGGCUCGAUCAUCUGGAAAAGCUUCGCGGGGGCGCCCCAAAGGAAGAAUAUAAACGAGAGAGGACGCGAGUUGUAGAUGCUCUUAUUCGACGAGCCGCUGCUUACCCCAAGGUGUCCGGCAUAUAUUUCGACAAGCAUCAGCUCCGAUGGUCUGUUGGUUGGGCCCACAAUGGGCGGAGAGCUGCUAAGUAUUUUCCAGUCAAGCUAUUUGGCAUGCGUGAAGGGUAUGAUAUGGCCGUGAGCUUCAAAGCCACAAAGACCACCUCCAUGGAGGCUAUUCGCUUAUCUGUAGCCAAUUCAGAUGCAUCCGAGUUGUCCAAUGGCAUCACCAGGAAUGACAACAGUGCUGACAACAGAGCAGUAGACAGCGUGGGUUCCGGUACUCAUUCUGGGAUAAGCAUAGCACCAUUUACAGCAGGCCCAAAAGUCGCUUUGCCAAUUCAGAGGCAGCCUCUUGUAUCAAGCGAUGCUAUUACUCAUAGUCAUAUGUGGCAUGGCACCCCAAAGAGCUGCGCUCCUUAUCCUACGGCUCCUACAGGCACUAUAGGGCUCACAGAGUCGACUAGCCAUCAAAUGGCCUCAGCAAAGAGUGCCGCGCAUGCAACAGCAGGUACUGCCCCUGCAACAUUGUACCGUGCUCCUUGCAGCAAUAGACUAUUGGGAUCAGCUUGGCAGGAAUCCUUGACCACUCCUCAAAUUGCUAAGGUAGAAGCGGUUGAACCAACGUCCGAUACUAGCAAUUCCAGUCCUGCAACAACUGAGCAGGCGACCCACCGCGUGCCACUUGGCAUACUCCACUGUAGGCCAAAUCUAACACGGUGGCCUUACAGUGCUACGGCCACCGUAGACCAGAGGACUUUCUGGCAUCCAGAAACUGUGUACGACAAUGAAAGGUUCGAUAACCAAACAAUUUUAGAGCCUCGUUUGAUCUCCACCAACCCGUGCUAUUCAGCUAGCAUGCAGAAGCCAUAUGUACACGGCUCAGAAGAGCUGGGGCAGCUUCUUGCCUUUACAUCACCUGAUCACUGCGUUCCACGACAGAAGGAAAUAAGCACUAUGCUACUUGGAGCUCCUACUCAAUCUGAUUCCCGCCAGGUGGAAGCCAGCAUAAAUGCAACUGCGGUAGCUUUACCAGCACAGCCAGACAUGUAUAGCAACAAAAGACGCAGGACGGAAAAGCAACUGAAUCCCUCCGCUGUCUUAUCAACUACACAAGAACAAGGCUUUGCUCAAGAUUCCGUGGUGUCUGCUUCUAUUAGACCCCUGAUGAAUCAUGAGAGCAAAGCCGUAACCGCGUCACCCUUGUACCUUCAAGGUACUAGAGCCAUGUGCGCCCCCUACGAUGGAGAAAGCCCAAAUGCUGGCCUUGCGGCAGAAUCAUUUAACUCUUUCGCUUCACGCCUGGGGGCAAACGAAGACUGGAAUGUAGCAGGAGACCAACGUGGCGGACUGGAAGCACGGUUACUCGAUUCGUUAGGGUCUAAAAGCACUGAUGCAGAUUCAGGUCCUAUUGUACCACAACGCUAUGAGCGUCAAAGCGUGCAUAAUUUAUACCAUUUGCACUAUACACCAGGCAUCCAUUUUGAUAAGCAUUCUUUGAGGUGGAAGGCAACGUGGUAUGACAUCUCAGGACAUAGAAAGGCUAAGUACUUUCCUAUUGCCAUCAGUAACACUGGCGAAGAACUUGAAAGAAGUCAGCUCAACCGGCAUGAGGCUUUCACCAACAUUGGAUAUGACGAAGAGCGAGAUAGGCGCCUGUCGGUGGCGCCUUCUCGCGUGCUCAUACGUCAGGCAUCGCGCCUGACGAGAGUGCCCGGAGUCUGGUUCGACAAGAAGCAGCUUCGAUGGGCGUGCACCUUCACGGAUAAGGAGUCUGGGAAGCGCCGGGCAGAGUAUUUCCCCAUUCGUCACUUUGGAUUUCUAGGAGCGCGACUACUUGCCGUUGACACCCGUCAGCGAAUGGAACGCUUUUGGUCUACAACGAGAAUCAGCACAAAAGAGCAUAAACAACGACAGCGAGGGGAUGUUGGCUUGCAUGGAAUCUCUGAGAUAAGCGAAGGUACCAUGUCGGAGAUAUCCAAAACUGAUGGCCAUCAUUCGCUAGAUGCUGGACUACCAGAUAUCUGGAACAAAUAUGUGCUGGAAAUACUGCAGCGCAACGAGCCCCUAGACGGCAGCCGGUACUACCCAGGCGAUGAAGCCAUUUUUACUCUUAAGGCGGGAUGCUUCCUAUUUACAGAUGGGUGGGGCUGUUGUGACGCCAACAGCGUUGAUAGGGGAGACGGUACUGUUAAGCCUAUUUCAGUGUGGGAAGAAGCAAGUAAUGAGGCAGCGCUGGGUCAGGCAGAAGAGGAUGAAGUAGCAAGAUUAUUUAAUUCGAAUCAAGUGCACCCAUUCAUAGAUCCCCAGACCCAUGACCAUUCUGCUCAAAGUACCCAAAGCUAUGCAGAAUCUAUUCAUAAAAAGCGAGCCUUGUGCCACUCGGAUAUCAAUGUGAGUACUCAACAAUUACACUCAGAGGCUGAUCUCGGUUUCAACCCCUGUGCCCUCACGGACAUAGCUGCUGCGCGCCUGCAAGUAAGACCCCGGCACCAAUAUCAAAAGUCUUUGUCACUGGAAACAGUUCGCUGCAUUGACGGAACGGCCAACUCUAUGCACACUAGCUUUGAGAUAGUUCAAUUGGCAAAUAUAGUCCCUGUGUGUAUUAUGUGGAAGUUAAGUGGAGACCACUGGGUAAUAGCUUUCUCAAUGGUCCGCUGGGUUUGA